Molecule: messenger RNA, 4551 nt
Organism: Enhydra lutris kenyoni (northern sea otter)
Lineage: Eukaryota; Metazoa; Chordata; Mammalia; Carnivora; Mustelidae
Product: WD and tetratricopeptide repeats 1
Exons: 16
Coding region: 311-2350 (679 amino acids)
Biological process (GO): negative regulation of fatty acid biosynthetic process
Cellular component (GO): Cul4-RING E3 ubiquitin ligase complex; cytoplasm
Molecular function (GO): protein binding
Source: RefSeq, a predicted model, not a curated record
GAGGCGGUGCGCAGGGGCGGGCGGAGGCGCUGUCCGGCCCUGGCCAGGCGCCGGGCGGGGAGCAUGGGAAGGGGCUAGAGCUGCCCGGGCCCCCCAGCCCCCUCCCCGGGAUCCGCGCCCCCCCCCUCCCGGGAGAGGGGCCGGGCCCCCCGGACGGACAUGGGCUCCUGAAGUUGCGCGGUCGCUGGUCCUGGGAAGAGGCCUGACAGGUAAUUAAAUGUGUGUCUUGUGGACCUGGGCUUGGCUGGAAUGCUCAAGGGUCCUGAAGAUCCUUCUAUAGCUUCCUGCUGUUGAAUUCCAUUAAGAGAAGAUGGCAAAAGUCAACAUAACUAGAGACCUCAUCCGUAGGCAGAUCAAGGAGCGGGGUGCCCUGAGCUUUGAGCGGCACUACCAUGUCACUGACCCCUUUAUCAGGCGGCUGGGCCUGGAAGCAGAGCUACAGGGUCACUCAGGAUGUGUCAACUGUCUGGAGUGGAACGAGAAAGGAGAUUUGCUGGCCUCUGGUUCCGAUGACCAGCACACGAUUGUGUGGGACCCGCUGCACCACAAGAAGCUGCUCUCCAUGCAUACAGGACACACGGCAAAUAUCUUCUCUGUCAAGUUCCUGCCUCAUGCUGGGGACCGCAUCUUGAUCACGGGGGCAGCCGACUCCAAAGUGCAUGUCCACGACCUGACAGUAAAGGAAACGAUCCACAUGUUUGGAGACCAUACAAACCGGGUGAAACGCAUCGCCACAGCGCCCAUGUGGCCCAACACAUUCUGGAGUGCUGCUGAGGACGGGCUUAUCCGCCAGUAUGACCUUCGGGAGAACAGCAAACACUCGGAGGUGCUGAUUGACCUGACAGAGUACUGUGGCCAGCUGGUGGAGGCCAAGUGCCUCACCGUCAACCCCCAGGACAACAACUGCCUGGCAGUAGGGGCCAGUGGGCCCUUUGUGAGGCUCUAUGACAUUCGCAUGAUUCAUAACCACAGGAAGAGCAUGAAGCAGAGCCCUUCGGCAGGUGUCCACACCUUCUGUGACCGGCAGAAGCCCCUUCCGGAUGGUGCCGCCCAGUAUUACGUAGCAGGUCACCUGCCCGUGAAGCUGCCUGAUUACAACAACCGUCUGAGAGUGUUGGUUGCCACCUAUGUGACCUUCAGCCCCAAUGGCACAGAGCUGCUGGUCAACAUGGGAGGGGAGCAGGUCUAUUUGUUUGACCUGACUUACAAGCAGCGGCCGUACACCUUUCUCUUGCCUAGAAAAUGCCACUCCUCAGGGGAAGUUCAGAACGGCAAGAUGUCCACCAAUGGUGUAUCCAACGGCGUGUCCAAUGGCCUGCACCUUCAUAGCAAUGGCUUCCGCCUGCCGGAGAGUAGGGAACAUGUCAGUCCCCAGGUAGAGCUGCCCCCAUACUUGGAGCGCGUGAAACAGCAAGCCAACGAGGCCUUUGCCUGCCAGCAGUGGACCCAGGCCAUUCAGCUUUACAGCAAGGCCGUGCAGAGGGCCCCUCACAACGCCAUGCUCUACGGGAACCGAGCUGCUGCCUACAUGAAGCGCAAGUGGGAUGGUGACCACUACGAUGCCCUGAGAGACUGCCUCAAGGCCAUCUCCCUAAACCCGUGCCACCUGAAGGCACACUUCCGCCUGGCCCGCUGCCUCUUUGAGCUCAAGUACGUGGCUGAGGCCCUGGAGUGCCUGGAUGACUUCAAAGGGAAGUUUCCGGAGCAGGCCCACAGCAGCGCUUGUGACGCAUUGGGCCGCGACAUCACGGCAGCCCUCUUCUCCAAAACUGAUGGUGAGGAGAAGAAGGGAGCCGGCGGUGGCGGCGGCGGCCCUGUUCGCCUCCGCAGCACGAGCCGCAAGGACUCCAUCUCGGAGGAUGAGAUGGUGCUGCGGGAGCGAAGCUACGACUACCAGUUCCGCUACUGCGGCCACUGCAACACCACCACGGAUAUCAAGGAGGCCAAUUUCUUUGGCAGCAACGCUCAGUACAUCGUCAGUGGCUCUGACGAUGGCUCCUUCUUCAUCUGGGAAAAGGAGACCACCAACCUGGUCCGCGUGCUCCAAGGAGACGAGUCCAUCGUCAACUGCCUGCAGCCACACCCCAGCUACUGCUUCCUGGCCACCAGCGGCAUUGACCCUGUUGUGCGGCUCUGGAACCCCCGGCCAGAGAGCGAAGACCUCACAGGCCGGGUUGUGGAGGACAUGGAGGGUGCUUCCCAGGCCAACCAGCGGCGCAUGAACGCCGACCCACUGGAGGUGAUGCUGCUCAACAUGGGCUACCGGAUCACAGGCCUGAGCAGUGGGGGUGCGGGGGCCUCUGAUGACGAGGACAGCUCCGAGGGCCAGGUUCAGUGCCGGCCCAGCUAGACCCUCCAAGCUCUGGUCCCCAGCCUCUGCUACUGGCUGGACCCUCCACCAUGGGCAGGAGGUCAGGGGGUUCUGUUUUGGUUUGUCUUCCCCCCACCCAUUUUUUUCAUUUCCCUGUUUUGUUGUUAGUUUGGCAUUGGGGGUGGGGGGUUGCUACAACUCGCUGGCUUUCAGACUUUGGGGCAGAUUGCCCCUUGACUGGCCUCAGCUCUGAGCAGAAGAGCAGGAGGGGAAGCCCCUGCAGACACCACCCACCUCCCAUAUCCCUGGAGGGCUCUAGCCCGCCUCAGGUUGGGAGGCAAGGGCCAAAGCUGUCUUCAAGGACUGCCCUACACUUCAGUUGGCGGCAGGAAGGGGAGUGGAAUUCCAGUCCGUAAGGGCUAGCCUUGACCUGUUGCCACUCUUGCUCCUACGGGCAAGGCUAGCUCCUCUGUGGCUUCAGGGAAGGUUCUGAAAAAGGAUGGGGUCCCACCCUCCCUCCAGAGCCACCAUGUCAGGGUGGAAGCCGAAGGAAGGUGGGAGUCCUACAGUAGGCAAGGCCAGGCCCCUGCCUGGGCAGGAGAGUGUCCUCGCCCUUCUCCCAGUGUUGGCUCCAGACCCUGCGCCUGCGCUCACUGGCCACCUCUGGGGGCUUAGCCUUUCCCAAGGGCCCUGGCAGAGGGUGGGGCACCACGCCAUAGCCUUCUGCACUGCACUAUGACCACUCCCACUGCCCUUUCUGGGGGCUCCUUGGCCUCACUGUGACCUUUCUGCCAGAGCUCCCAGCCAGGCCCACUCUGCUGAGGUGGCACUCCCUGCUAAGGGUCCUUUCUGCCCUUCCUCCCACCCCACAUGCUGAGCCGCCACAAAGACCAAAGAAGUGAUGGCUUUUCUCUGUCCCCCUGCUGCUCUGGGGGGAGGGGGGUGGGUCUCCUGAGCCACUCAGAUGGGAAAAUCCCUAACUUGGCCCCCUCCCUCCUCAGCAGCCCCAAGCUUAACACUGGACAGCAGUCACCCCACCACUCACCAAGCCGCUCUCUGCCCCCUUGAUUCUCAGCUGGGAGCUGCUCCUGACAGUUGCUCAGCCUUCCUCCCCUUCUCCCUCCUUCUCCCCUCAGUGCUUACUUGGCUCCAGCCCUCCAGCUGCAGCCUCUGGGGAGCAGCAGCCUCCCUUCUUCCCUCCCUCCGUCCUUCCCUCCUUCCGCCUGGUCUCUGCCAGGUGCCUCCUCUCAGUCAGGCUUCCGAGCAGCCCUGGAGACAGGAGGGCCAUGUUAAAAGCUUUUUCACAGUUUUAAGAAGACGGCGGGUGAGGAUAGUGGUGGGGGGUCUGGCACCAUCUCGUCAUUGCUUUAAUCCCAGCAACACAGGUGGCAGCUUCUCCCCCCUCCUCCCCACCCAGUCCCUCUCCCACCCCUCUCUUCUAGCUUGGUAAUGAAGUAUAUUUAUUGGUGAAGGAAACAGCUGCUGCUGCUUUUCCUGCUGCUGGGACUUGCUCCCCUGUCUCUUCUCCAUGACCUUUCUCGAGCCAGGGAGGGGAAAGCAGGAGUACUGGGGCUGGGCCCUGGGGCCCAAGGACCAGCAGGGGCCCCUUUUGCUUUCCUGUGUUCGAGCCACCUGCCAUUUCCUCUCUGCCUCCUGCCCGCCCGUCCUGUGUCCCCCAUCUGUCCCCCCCCCCCCGCGCCUGCCCAGCCUGGGCCCUGCAGUGUGGAGAGACACAUAAGCCUUACUGUCCUCUGGGGGCAGGAGCCGAGCCUUUUUGUUGCUCCGCUCCCAGGAGAGUGAGGGUGACGCAAUUGAUUAAAACCAUUUUGUUCUAGGUGUGGCUGCUGGCAUUUGUGGGGUGCAAAUGGGUCUUGGAACCAAAGUGAGGGUACCUGAUCCUCACCUCUGUAGCUGUGUGACUUUGAGUAACCACACCUCUGCUGGGUAGAAUGAGGCCUGCCUUGGAGGAUCCCUGUGAGCAGUGGCCUCCCAGCACAGCGAGGCUGAGUGCAGCAGCGCCUGGCCCCGGUGGCUGUGAAUUGCAGUAAUCAGCUUUCACUCUCCAAGCUGUUUUCUCAUCUCUAAAACAAGGAGGUUGAAGUCUUAGUGGCUUUUCAAACUUCUAAAAUCAACCCAAACAAGAAAUACACAUUUUACAUUGUGAUCCAAGAUACCCAUGCUUAUUUGUGUGUAUAUAAUGAACAUAAGCUUUACACAAUAAUAUUUACCGUUGCUACAUG